UCCUCCUGCAGUGACAGGUGUGGCUCUGUUGAAGCAGUGAUCCUGUAGAAGGCUGGAGUUUUCCUCUGAAGAUCCAGUGGGGGUGUAGAUGGGCCUGGUCUUCCUCUGGGAAUCCAGUGGAAAAGGCUGACUAGGGUCUUCCAAAUCUCAGAUUAUAUCCAGGCAGCCCCCACCAAGAGCUCCCCUGGGAUGAGCUCUGCCCUGAUGUGUUGGUUCCCUCUCACCUGCAGUGAACAUGGUUCUGGAUCCAGACACAGCCCACUGGCACCUUGUCCUGUCUGAUGAUGGCAAAAGUGUGAAAUGAGGUGACACACAACAGGACAUCCCUGAGAGAUUUAACCUACGCUGUGUGCUGGGCUGUGAUGGCUUCACCUCAGGGAGACACUAUUGGGAGGUGAAGGUGAUGGAUGCAGGAGGAUGGGCCAUGGGGGACUCUAUAGAAUAUGUGAAAAAGAAGAAUUAUAUUCUCUGGCUUGAAUUUAAGCCAGAGAAAGGCAGCUGGGCAGGGGGGCUGUUGGCAGGGUACCUCCUAGCUCUCACCUCUCCUGAUCACACUCUCCUUCCUGAAAUCAGUACCCCCAAACAGAUCUGGAUCUGUCUGGAUUAUAAAGAGGGAUGGGUGGCAUUUUUCAGUGUUGGUGAGGGUAUUUCUAUCUUCACAUUUCCACUGGUAUUUCCUGAGAGAAAAAAAAAAAAUCCUCUUUGGUUCUAUCUGGGUCCUGGGACCUCUCAAAAUAUGACUAUGAUGAAUGUGAAGGAAUGA
Agelaius phoeniceus (red-winged blackbird) is the source of this 763-nucleotide messenger RNA. The record is from RefSeq and is a predicted model, not a curated record. NCBI's taxonomy places the organism in Eukaryota, Metazoa, Chordata, Aves, Passeriformes, Icteridae.